AAUGUAAUUCUCAACGAUCUCUCUCGCUCGUUGUCUUGCUCUUUCUCUCAACUCGGUAUAUAUUAUAUACGCACGCAGGCACUUGUGUGUGGUAUGUGACUGCUGUAUAUAUACUUAUAUAUACAUAAUAUAGUGGUGUCAGUGUGGUGUGUUGUGUGCAAGCUAAGGGGACGACGAUUAUUUUAUAUUAUAUAUAUAGAGAGAGAGAGUGCGAGAGAGUGAGAAACAGCAUUGGCCGAUUGAUAAAAGUCGGAUCUCUCUUUCUCUCUCUGUCUCUCUUCGUGCGAGUAUGCGUGCUGUGUGUAUAUAUGCAGUUGAACUCGAGAUACCGUAACAUACGAGUUGUAGCUGAAGUAGCAGAGCGACGUCGACGGCGACGAGUAGUGGCCGCCGUCGAGGACAAUCGUCAGUGAAGAAGAAGAAAAAGAAGAAGCAACAAAAAAAGUCAACCCGAUACAGCAACCGCCGUGGCCAAGUACUGCGUGCGGAUGUAUGUGUCAAUGCUGCGAAAAUGGUGAGGUGCAGUGCGCGGAAGUUGACAUCAGCGUCGUCGUCGUCGUCGUCGACGGCUCGCCCUCGUGCCCGAGGCUUGAGCAACAGCAAACGCAACAGCAAGAAAAACCUCUACUCGAUCUGCGAACGCUUCAGCAGCGAUUACUGCCAAUUUCUUCAAGUACAUUGUCGUACUACGAGCCAUGACCGACACUUCGGACGAUGGUGACUAUUUGGUAAGGGUCAGGGCACAGGUGAUGACACGCGAUGACAGCACAGGAGGUUGGUUACCUCUAAGCGGGGGAGGCUUAGCCAUUGUUUCUGUAAGACGGAGACCAGUAGCAAUAAAUGUAUUAAAUGGUAGCGAAAAUAAUACAAGUGAAAAAAUUCAAAAUACAAACAAUGGCCCUACAUCAACAGCACCAACAAUAACACCAACACACAUGCCUAAAAAGAGACAUGAGUAUCUAAUUCAUGGCAAAAGAAUUACAGAUCAAUCGGUGGUCCUCAGUUGUACAAUAAAAAGAGAUUUUGAAUACAAUAAAGUAAUGCCAACGUUUCAUCACUGGAGGACUGGCGAAAAGAAGUUUGGUCUGACGUUUCAAACCGCUGCAGAUGCGCGAGCUUUUGACAAAGGCGUUCGUACUGCGGUGGACGAAUUAUUAGAAGGCCUUGUAAUUACGUAUCCGGCCAAUGAAACUACUGAUUCAGACGGCGGAGACGAUGUGUUUAUGACGCUGAAUUUACCGGCAGAAGCCCCAGACCCCUCGAGAGUACCGAUCAGCGAAACUUCGGCAGUGGCGAAUCGAGCACAGGCGGUGCACAACGCGCCACCGGCCGGCCAGCGGCACACGGAUCACUGCUUGUCCACGGAUAACACUUCCCAGAGACCGAUUCACUACAUAAGCAGUCCAUCGAUGGGCAAGCCACUGCCGCCGGCACCUCCUCUUUCCUCCGAUCAUCAUCGUCACAAUCCGGCCGAUCUGACCGGCGACAAUUAUCCUUACGUGCAGCUGACGACGCUCAAUCAUCACGAGUACCUGUAUCCGCAUCCCGUCAUCGACGAUCAACAGCAGCAUCAUCACAAGCCCACGAGCGAAAAACUCGAUCGCUCGAACUCGCAGGGCUCGCUAAAGAAACCUGAUAUAUUGGUGAACCAGCCAUCGACAAAAGGCAACGAUUCAUUCACUGGUAAGGGUUCGAUCACGAGAGGAUCCGAUCAGUUUAGUCCGAGAACAUUUUGCCAACACUGCCGCAAACAUUAUUUGGAGGCAGAGAACCGAAGGGGUGCGUGCGCCGUAGCACCCGAUCCGGUUAAACGAGGAGUAGAAAUUAUAUCGUGCAUACCCUGCGCCAAGGGUAUGUUUUAUCAUUGUGUGAAGGGCUCUGAAGAUGAUUCCGAAGAUGAAUUCGAACAGAGUUUCGAGCAAAUAGUUUGUAGUUGCGAAAGAGACGACAAGUGCGGACGGCGUUGGUUUGGCUUAGCUUUUCUAUCGUUAUUCGUUCCAUGCCUAUGGCUGUAUCCACCACUGCGAGCCACGCACUGGUGCGGUACUUCCUGCGGUCUUUGGGGUGGCAAGCACUCGUAUGCUUAGCGGGAGGAACCCUUUGAUAUAUCUGCAUCGUACAACGCUCUUGCUUCGUCGAAAUGGAAGCAGCCACAAGGAGCGCAGCAGUCCAAGUCAGUGCAGCAACAGCCUCAGCAGCAACAUCUGCAUCACCAGGCUAAGGCAGUCGCCAACGUUUACGAAUGCCAUGAACUGACGAUGGGACGAUGUCAGAGAUAUCAAAGGGGCAGGCAGCUACCGGUACAUUCGCUAUUCCACCAAGGACACUUAUGAAUGAGCUAAAAGAAAUUAAACGUGCAUUUCUUAAUAAUCGUUUUAUUUUGCGAAAAUCAUUAAGCGUAUUGAUGGUAAUAAAGACUUUUUCAUUGUACUAGCUUUUUAUAUCGUGCAAGUGAAUAUGCGAAAAAAUGAAUGUGGAAAGUGCGCUUAAAUCUCGCGAACAUGUCGAGUGUGUAAAAUUCGUUAUAAGAAGCUUGAUUUAUUGUGAUGGAUUUGAAUCUUCUGCGAAAGAAGCUCGUUUGUUAAAUUGUGUUGUGUGCCCGUGUGAAUGAUUUUACGUUACGAAUAUUUAUGUGUUCAAAAAUCAUUAUUUUAAUUUUUUAUAACAAUAUGCUUGGAAAUCAGAGGGACGCCUUUUUAACAGGAGUGUGCAGUUAAUGACGUUUAGGGCUUUGAAAAUAAUAUAUUUAUUAUUAUAUGAAAAAAGCUCUUUUGUAAUAACAGUAAAAUCAUAUAUAACUUAUGAUUGUAACGGCGAAUUAAACUGUGGAGAACUUGCAAUGUUUACCUCAUCUAUAACUCGUCAUUAUUUUGAAUAAUAAUUGAAGAGUACAAGUGAACUUUAUUUUAAUAAAGUUGAAAUGUUUCCUUAUCAUGAGCACAAAAAACUUAUCUAACAAAUACAAAAUAACUAUUACGUAACGAUAAAUAAGAAAAAACGCAAAACGUAAAUUGCAUUUGAUUACCGAAAGAUUUUUUUGAAAAUAUUGUACAUUUCAUAAAAUUUUAUAUAUUUUGUUAAUGAUACAACUACCAGUACAUCAUGAAAAUGAUUAAAAUAUUAAAUAUUUUUAUGAUUUUCAUAAUUAUGCUGAACAAUUUUUCGUCACGUAGCUUUCAUGGCAAUCCAUUAACAAAUGUAUUAAAAUUUCAGUGUAGUAUUUAAAAUGAUAAUGUAAAAAUUGAACACAACUUUACGAUUAAAACCAAAAUUGAUAUAAAUUAGGAUUUUCAAGUUAUUACUAUGAAAAGGAUGUUCGAUACUUUUCUGUUACGCCUCAUUCUUCACUAUUUUAUAUUUAGGAUUAGAAAUUUUUUAAGAAAAUUUUAUUUGUAUCUCUAAUAUUCUUAUAGUUUUAUUGAAAAUUGAACCAAAAAAGUGAAGUAAAUUGUAAAAAAUGCAGAAAAGUAACGAAUAUUAGUGUUAGAGAUAGGCAUAGUUAAGAAAUUAAUUAUAAAUUUGUUGAUUGUAUAAAAUUCAUGUUCAUAAACACUAGUUAAUAUUUUUAUCAUUUCAUACAACUUCACUAUAAUUAAGCGUUUUCAUUGAGUCUGAUGACUUUGAAAUAAAGAUAUAUUGUAUAACUUCGAUCAAUUUACCAUUGCUUUUUACAUAGUAUUGUUUUUCAUGAAUAUUACAAAAUUUUGUUAGAUCAAUAGCGAAAAACUCGUGUAUAUCGCAGCAUGUACGUUGACUUAAUUUUAAAAUCUGUAUAAGCGAUAAAUUUAUUCUUUUCGGUAACGAUUCAUUAUUAUAAUUUAAAUUAUAAUAAUAAUCUGAAAAUAAUUAUAAUGACAAUCCUUUUACAAAGAUUAACAUUAUAAUUAUUUGGAAAAAAAUUAGACCAUCGCUUUUGUUGACAAUUUUAUUUUUGGUAAAAUUACAUUUUUUGGAUUUAAAAAGUUGAUUUUACUGAAUUCAAACUAGUUUGGUAAAAAUUAAAAAUUCGGAAAACUGUAAUGAACCUUGCUGUGUUUAAAGCAAUUAAAUUCAAAUCUUAUUCGAUUUAAAUCUUCAAUGUACUUUACGCGUAUCUACGUGUAUUCGCCCACGCACCAUUUAAGAUAUUAUAUUAUAUUGUGUUAUAAUUUUGUAAACAUUUGCGCCGAAGCACUUUAACUAUGCCUCGAUGCUUCUGUAUACCUACUCGUAUUCGUUCACCAUAAAUGCAAAGUCGUGUGUAAAUCUAAUUUAGGCUGCAGAAGCAAAACGCUGCUCUUGCCACUCAGUUAGCAAAUCUCAUAUCACUAUAUUCAUCCCCGGUUCAUUAUUAUCACGAUCAUUUGCGGCCUUUUAUUAUAAGUUUUUUUCUUUUCUCACACUACCUAUCUUUUAUCAUUUUGUAAAUAAUAUACAAUAUUUUAUUUCAUAAUUAAAGCGUAAACAAAUUUUAAUUCAGUAUUUUUUUUCAUUUCACUUUCUUUUGAAUACAUGUUGGAAAUGAAUGCAAUUAUGUUGGUGUGAUUCUUAACUCGAAAUACUAAUCACUAAAAUGAAUGAGACAUUAUUAAUAAUACUCAAAGCGAAAAUAUAGAUAGAAGUAUAUAACUGCAUAAUAGUGACAACGAAUUUCGUUAUAUCAACGCAUAAAUGUUAAAUAUAAGUCAAGUUACAAUCGUUUCACCAUCAGCUGUUUUGGUGUAUAAAAAAAAAAUUAACUAAUUUUGGAGUUUAUUAAAAAUAAUUUUUUAUAAUUUGGUAUUCGAUGUUGAAUGACAUUUCAUCCAAUACUGAUGUAUGAAUUUUCAUUUGUAAUCACACCGGAUCGUCAUCAUCGGAAAGAUAUUUCAAACUCGUGACUACUUUCUAAAAAAUAUAUCAUAAUGAUCCAAGAGAAAAUCAUACGAUUAACGUAAAAAUGUCAUAAACUUUUCAUAAUUUAAAUUUAAGUUCCGGUAUGUUUAAACGCCACAAUUAAUUCUGCAUUUUAACAGAACCUAUUGCAGUAACGAUACUCAAAAAAAAUGUAAGAACAUUCAGUGUCUAUGAUAAAAGAGAACGAAAGGAGCCCCUUAAGUCUCAAACGUAGUAAUUAUGAAUAUCGACCAAUUAAUUAAAUUUUGAAGCUAAAAACUGAAUAAAAAAAUAUUCGGUCUUUCGUAAACAUUGAAAAAUUUGAAGUUCAUACUAAAAUAACAAACAAACAAUAUAAUCGUAAAUCAAAUGUUUCGUUGUCCAAAAUAUGAUGUAACACCAGUUCAAGACUAAAUGUUCCAAGUCUGAUUUUUCUUAAGUAAUAAUACAAAUUAGGUGUAAAUGAUAAAUAAUAGCGAAAAUGAGAUACAUACUGUUAAAUUUCAACGACAAAAUGCAAUGAUUAAAUUUUUUGUUUGAUCGCUUAUUGAUCGCGCUGCA
Molecule: messenger RNA, 5415 nt
Organism: Trichogramma pretiosum
Lineage: Eukaryota; Metazoa; Arthropoda; Insecta; Hymenoptera; Trichogrammatidae
Gene: Spred
Product: sprouty-related, EVH1 domain-containing protein 1
Exons: 7
Coding region: 696-2087 (463 amino acids)
Biological process (GO): negative regulation of MAPK cascade; multicellular organism development
Cellular component (GO): membrane
Molecular function (GO): protein kinase binding
Source: RefSeq, a predicted model, not a curated record